GUAUAGCCGCACCCAAUGACACCGCAGUCAUCCCUUACUUGGCGCAUCGGUUACCGCUAUCACAAGCAUACUCGUAGUUAACUAAUAUAUCUGCGCAUCACACACGUCUCUUAUGACCCUGAAGUGUUGUGCUUUGAUUGUAAAAUUGAGAAAACGAAAAAUCAUAAUAUUUCCACUAACAAAUACCUCGUACCUUGUUAAGAAGCGUGUAUCAUGUAUAUGAGAGGAGCUCUUCAGAGUACAUGAAAAAAGUAUAAUUGUGUGAAACAGAAAGAAGAAGAAAAAAAAAGAAUGUGGCAAAAGAUAAUACAAUGAAAAGGAAUGUAGUGGAUAUGGGAUUAAUAUACGAAUGUAAUUUGGAUAUACGUAAUGUCGGAAACGAUACUGGCACCAAUGGCCAUUUUAGUUGUCCUCCAGAUAAGUACUGUUUGUAUUGCUGUUGCAAUCCACAAUGCUGUCUAUUGGUACAACGACGUCCGCCAAGGCCAAUUUGGGACGCAUGGUAUUUCUGGUUGGGCAUUGCACUCCUUGCAUUUUUUGUCAUCAUUUCGGUAAGCAGUUACAUCGUGAGUAGCUGCAGGCAUAAUUUGCAUAAUAUUACACUGGGUCAAAAUGUACCACAUGUUAAUGAUAAUAGGGAUGGAAAUCAUUUUCAAAAUCAUGAGAUAUCUAUUAACAUAAUAGCGACUCCUGCUCUUUUGCAUUCUCAUAGAAAAAUGUCGUUGGUUCCUCCACAGCCACCUUUUACCCAUAUGACUCCUGUGGUAGCAUGAUUCUCUUUCCAUACGGAUGAUGAUGAUCACCUCCUGGGUUCUGGAUAGGAUCUGCCUUUUUUUUUUAAUAUCAAGAUAAACCAGAUUCUAUAGGUACUACAACUUCCUGGUACCAGGGUCGAAAGGCAUUAACAUUAAAGCCAAGGGGUGCUUUAUUACAAGGGAGCCUAUGUGUUUACCAUAAAUACAUCUUUCACUUUAUCCGCGAAAUUACCUUUAAUGCAUCGGUUAAAAGACAAGCUCCUAUAUCUAUCUUGGCUAAGGAGUUUUAGCAAAGAAAAUCUAUAGUAUAAUCUCGGCAUAAGAUCAACUAUUAUGCAUACUGAUAUGCGAUAACAAAAGGAAAUCAGAAAUUUAUCAUUGUCCAACGUAACGUGUUUAUGGAUGAGAAUCUCAAGCUGAAGACAAAGCCGCAGCUGUAGCCGGCUUACCCUGCAAACAAAGCCCCGCUUAAAUAUUGUUUCAGGCUGCAACGUCGAGCGAGCUCAAGCCAGUUCCUCGUCUGUGGCAGCGUCUUAGGCCGAGAGAGACGGAGAUAGAGAUUGCCAGCGAAACUCGUUCGCGACUCCCAUUAACAAUUAAGAAGACAUGCCUGAGGCCGCGGUAGUACCAGUUAAAAAUCGAGAGUCAAGACUCGAACCGGAGAUCUGGGAGUUAAUUAAGGAGGACAAUCGAAGGGCCCGACACCGCCGCUCGACAAACAGGAUUGCGAAAUAGCUAUGAAUUAUUCUGAACGGACUGUACAUUUUGUCAGAACUCACAGAGGAGCGUACCUCGAGAUAUCUAGAUACGUUGAAAUAUUAUUUCGAGGGAAGCAUUAUUGAAUUAUUCGUUACAAAUAAAUUAGAAUAAACAUCCGGUGCUUCUUCUUUUCGCAUUAAA
Molecule: messenger RNA, 1655 nt
Organism: Cephus cinctus (wheat stem sawfly)
Lineage: Eukaryota; Metazoa; Arthropoda; Insecta; Hymenoptera; Cephidae
Exons: 3
Coding region: 312-773 (153 amino acids)
Source: RefSeq, a predicted model, not a curated record